GCCAUGUUCGGAGAGACUGUACAGCGACACCUCUUGUCAAGAAACACGACUCAUGUUCACAUUUUAGAGGUACCUGCAAAGAUUAAAUGUAGCAGCUCAGUUUAAAAAAUAAACGUCUACUGGAGCUAUUGGUCUGUAGUUCUCAAAAUUAUUCAACAAGCGUAACGUUCUUCCCCCAAGCGGAACUUUUUUGCGAGCGACCGGGGGACACUUCAGUGUGUUGCACAUUCUACGUCAAGCAGUGACGACGUAGCUCAGCCAUGGCGGAACCAACAGUAGUGGACAAGCCGUCAUCCUUCAUGGAUCCAUUUAAAGGACUUCUGCUCACUUAUUUAAUGCCAGAGUCGUGUUAUGACGAGUUCUUUCUCCAUUUCAAUCUUCUAGACGUUCCAUGUUUGAAGAUUCUUCUGAGCAAAGGUCUCGGGAUUGGAAUCAUCCUGGGAUCAGUGAUGGUGAAACUUCCACAGAUCCUGAAGCUGAUAGGAGCCAGGAGUGCCGAGGGUUUGAGCUUUAACUCCAUCCUGCUGGAGCUGCUGGCCAUUACAGGAACCAUGGCUUACAGCAUUGCAAAGCAGUUCCCCUUUAGUGCCUGGGGCGAGGCCCUCUUCCUCAUGCUGCAGACCGUCACCAUUGGCUUCCUCAUUCAGCACUACGGAGGAAAAACCACCCGUGGUGUCAUGUUCGUGUUUGUUUACAUGGGCUUGCUGGUGCUCCUGCUGUCCCCUGUAACCCCUUUAUCGGUGGUCACCACCAUGCAAGCGUCCAACAUGCCGGCCAUUAUCAUCGGCAGGCUGAUCCAGGCUGCCACAAACUUUCGCAACGGCCACACCGGGCAGCUGUCGGCCAUUUCUGUUUUCCUGCUGUUUGCCGGGUCUCUCGCGCGCAUCUUCACUUCACUGCAGGAAACUGGAGACACACUGAUGGCCCUCACAUACGUCAUUUCCUCCUCCUGUAAUGGCAUUAUUGCCCUGCAGGUCCUUUACUACUGGAACAGUGCUGCUAAGCAGAAGAAGAUGGAGUAGAGAACAACAACAGCAUCUGAUUUCUAUACAGGAGCCUGACUUCCGUUGUGGCUCCUGACAGGUGUCCUCACUACUUGAAAGCACUGAGGUGACGGAAGAUGAACUAUGUGAAAUUCUGAACCAACUGGCUUUAAUUUGCCUGUGAAGAAACUCCUCGGUGCGAUUAGACUUGUCACAUUCCCUGAAACAAAAUGAUUCCAACUCUAGACUAAGCUCUUUUGUAUGACAGUAUAAAAUUGUGUUGCGUGUCAACACAAGAAAUACUUAUGAAUUCUGUCGACUGCAGGUUCCCACAGGAUUAGUGUGGCACUUUGACAUGUAAAAGUUAGUGAGAUUCAACACUUGGUGAAGUGACCCUCAGCUCGACCUUUAAAGUAUUUAAUCAGCCUUAUUCAGAUUGUGAUGAGAAAAUGCCUGUCCACAAUGUGACCAAAAUGUUGCAUCACAAAGUGGACAGUUCAAGUAUGGAGCGUUUGCGUGAACCAAAAGUUCUUAUUAAAAUAUCUUUAGGAAA
Synchiropus splendidus (mandarinfish) is the source of this 1536-nucleotide messenger RNA. It is a transcript of the gene mpdu1b, whose product is annotated as mannose-P-dolichol utilization defect 1b. The transcript has 7 exons. NCBI's taxonomy places the organism in Eukaryota, Metazoa, Chordata, Actinopteri, Syngnathiformes, Callionymidae. Gene Ontology annotation, biological process: oligosaccharide biosynthetic process. Bases 261 to 1022 code for a protein of 253 amino acids. The record is from RefSeq and is a predicted model, not a curated record.